Messenger RNA from Lotus japonicus, 425 nucleotides. RefSeq lists its product as uncharacterized. The annotation marks the transcript as partial. The transcript has a single exon. The record is from RefSeq and is a predicted model, not a curated record. NCBI's taxonomy places the organism in Eukaryota, Viridiplantae, Streptophyta, Magnoliopsida, Fabales, Fabaceae.
ACUGAAAUUGUAGGGCUUUACCCUAAAGGGAGCCCUUCCAGAAAUUCUCGAAGACUUAGGACAAGCCCAAGUCUAAGAGGGGGUUUGGAAAUAGUUUUCAACCAGCAAUAGACGCGCCUCGGUUAGAACCUCAUAAGCUGCGUCAUUGCCCCAAGCGCAAAGAUGCUUUUCACAAUCAGUGGAUGCUGCAUUAUAUAAGAGCUUCCAUCACUUUGGUUUGUUUCUUUUGUCAAUGUGGGACUUCAUCCAAUACAAAACAAAGGUUUAUUUUUUCAACUAAUGUGGGACUUCAAAUGAUAGUUCUGUUGAAGCUUUAGCUGGCCUCUGAAUAGCACAGUAGUGUGGCUUUGAUAUCUUAAGUAUAUUAUGAGACUUUUGAAGUAUCCAACUACAGCUACUACAAAAAUUAAACUCAUUCACAAACU